This is a messenger RNA of Selaginella moellendorffii, 747 nucleotides long. RefSeq names its product HVA22-like protein e. The transcript is spliced from 5 exons. The record is from RefSeq and is a predicted model, not a curated record. The coding region runs from base 111 to 608 and encodes 165 amino acids. NCBI's taxonomy places the organism in Eukaryota, Viridiplantae, Streptophyta, Lycopodiopsida, Selaginellales, Selaginellaceae.
GGGCCACUCUUUUUCUUUUUCCUCCAUCGAUACUGUACGAGCUACGGGUCUAGGGUUCCUCCUCCAGCACUCGCGAGAGAGGGGGAUUUUUGCGAUCGCGCGCGACGGCAAUGGGAUCCUUCUGGAACUACGUUGUCCAGCUUCACACAUUGGCCGGGCCUCUGAUGAUGCUUCUAUAUCCUCUGUAUGCAUCCAUUCAAGCCGUGGAGAGCCCCAACAAGGAAGACGAUGUCCAGUGGCUCACUUACUGGGUUCUCUACUCCUUCGUUACGCUCCUCGAGCUUGCAUUGGGAACCGUUCUGGCCUGGAUUCCCAUCUGGCCGACUCUCAAGCUCGUCGCUGCGUGCUGGCUUGUUCUUCCGCAGUUCAAGGGCGCCGCCUACGUCUACGAGCACUUCGUCAAGGACCACCCUCUGAAAAACCAGCUGAUAAGCAAGCCAGCCGCAAUCUCACCGUCGGCGCACAGCAAGAAGUUUGAGAGCCUCGGCGUGGACUCGAGAAACCUGGCGUCCAAGUACGUGCUCGAGAAUGGAGAGGAGGCUUUCGAGAAGCUCCUUCGCGGCGCGCUCAAGGAUGCAAAGCAUAGAGGCCCAGUCUAUGACUACUAGUACAAGCUGAGCUCUUGCCGGAUCCAUCACUGCGUAACUACAAACUUACCAGGUUCCGAAGCUAUUUAACUUCUUUCAGUUCAUGUUUGUCUUGCCUCUGGCAAAAUAGAGAUCCGAAAGUAUCACGUAGUUUGCAGCA